This is a messenger RNA of Protopolystoma xenopodis, 579 nucleotides long. Lineage: Eukaryota; Metazoa; Platyhelminthes; Monogenea; Polystomatidea; Polystomatidae. The record is from the annotation of a GenBank genome assembly.
UAUGGCUACACUUUUCGGAUUGGAACUACCCGGAAAACAAAAACAGCUCUUGAUUGUGUCAUCUUUGGUACACCUUUUUUCAGCCUGAUCUUUGGUAUCACUGGACCUGAUCUUCUUGGCUCCAGCCAGCAAGCCAACUUCGCUGUCGGUCAUGGACCAACGAUGCUAGAUGGCCACCAUGAAUCUAUGAAGCCAAUGUUGAUGAAUAUGCUACAUUCUAAUAGCCUUUCGGCCAACGCUUCAGUACCACAAUUGUCUGGCGAUCAGAUACCUGGCCCUCCUGGACGCGGCGUGUCUGGCUUCCUGCUGCGUCCGAUUCGGCCAACAAAGCGACGAGACAAAGAUCCUGCGUUGCCGGUCGGCGGAGAGCUCGUAGCUACAGCCGAUUCAAUUAUCGGCCGGUUCAAUCUGGGCCUCGAGGUUCUGCGACCGCAUGUAAUCGCGCUCUCUUCUGAUCACCAUCAGCCCCAGACUGAGGCGUGGAACUUGAGAAGUUCGGGACCGAGUAGCCUGUUUCUUGGACAGAUUAGCCCGAACAAUGUGACUCGACUCGACGUGGCUCUACUUCAGCAAGGUUAG